AUGAAGAGUUCCCUGGCUGUCAUAGUGCUGCUGUCUUUAGUAGUGGCAAAACUAUGUCAUGCUUACUGCCUUGGGUCCCAAGAGCAACAGAUGCCCAGUGGACUCCAAACAAAGGUGAGGGUGACAGGUUUGGUAUUGCAGAGCGCAGGUGGCAAAUCGAAAAGUUUAGAUACCUACAAGCUAUCCCCAUCCAUGCUGCGGCGAUUGUAUGAUGGCCAAGGAAUUUCCUAUGAGGCCCUGCUCAGACUGACAGGCAAGGAAGAAAUCAGUCCUCAGGCACUUGCCUCUUCCCAAAAACGGGACAUGCACGACUUCUUUGUUGGACUCAUGGGCAAAAGGACUACAGAGCUUGAUAAUCCCACAGAAGGGAACAAAGGAAUGCUCACUAGCUUUGGUGACCUGAAGUACUCAUCAGAUGCAGAAUAAGGUACCCUUACAAAACUGAGGACAAGCACAAUGUCUGCAGGACCUCAACUCAAGCUACUCACAAGAAGCUGAUUUCAUUCACCAAAGCCCAGCACUCUCAACCAAACCAGAGCUCUUUGAUGUAUCCCAGGGACCAUCCUCUGCCAUUUCUUGCCAUGUUCCAUUUCCUUGAUUCUGCCCAGUAUCUUCUGCCUGUUCCUCAUUGUAACUCUAGUGUUUUACUGUUUGGAAAUAUGCUCCUCCCCUCCGGUGCUUUGCCCCUCUGUGUACAUACUUAACAGAUUCGCAGAUAACUCUCUCAUGCUGCACGCAAAGUCACCUUCGCCGCCUUCACUUUUGUGGCACAAAUGAAGAACAUCUCAGAAUCGU
This is a messenger RNA of Eublepharis macularius, 795 nucleotides long. RefSeq names its product tachykinin precursor 3 (gene TAC3). Lineage: Eukaryota; Metazoa; Chordata; Lepidosauria; Squamata; Eublepharidae. The record is from RefSeq and is a predicted model, not a curated record. Gene Ontology annotation, biological process: positive regulation of blood pressure; tachykinin receptor signaling pathway. The transcript is spliced from 6 exons. The coding region runs from base 1 to 426 and encodes 141 amino acids.